This is a messenger RNA of Chlamydomonas reinhardtii, 3535 nucleotides long. RefSeq lists its product as uncharacterized. The record is from RefSeq and is a predicted model, not a curated record. Lineage: Eukaryota; Viridiplantae; Chlorophyta; Chlorophyceae; Chlamydomonadales; Chlamydomonadaceae. Bases 210 to 2441 code for a protein of 743 amino acids. The transcript has 4 exons.
CCAACUAGUUUGGCUUUCUGUAAACAUAGGCCAAGCUCGCGUGGCGUUCACGCGCAGCAGGAGACUGCGACGUUCACUUGGCUACCUCUUUAUGCGCGAGUUCUGAGCGACUUUGCUGCCCAAGUAAAAUCUACUGUCAUAGCAUAAAGAGAAGGCUAGUCUCAAACAUACGAGACAGCGAAACCGCGAGGUAACCAAAACCCAAGUCGAUGUCGACGCCGGCAGUGCCGCUUGUGGAAGCCCAGCAAGGAUGGCGUCUACCUCGUCGCGAGGUGCUGGAUGUUUUGGCGGGCCCGGUGCUGCUCCUCGCAGCUGGUCUGGGAGCUCUGACCGCCAGCAUCGCCUUGCGUGGCGGCGCCGUUCACGGCGGCAGCGGCGGCGGCCGGACCAGCACGUCUGGUGCGGUGGGCGGCGGCGGGCAGGGCACGGUGGACCCAGCCGCCACGUGGCCUGUUCUGGCGGUGCUGGCCUGCGUGUGUCUGGUGGGCGCGGUGGCGCUUGCCGUACGGAACUGGAGGGCGGCGUGCGCCGAGCUCCAGGCGAUAGCAGCACAGCAGCGGGCCGCGGCCGCUGCAGCGGCAGCUGCGGCCGCCGCUCCGGGCACCCCCGCGAAUCCGCUGCCCCUGCACUGCGUGUAUCUGCACUACCAGCCGCCCGGACUACGACCCGGCUCGUUCCCCGGCCCCUGCCCGCCUGAUGCUGGCAAGGGCGCGCUCGGCAGCUCGGGCGCCACGCAACACCAGCUGCCGCCGCAGCCGCUGCCAGAUCCGCCGUCACAGCCGCAGUCAAAGCCGCAGGCGGACACACUGCAGGCCCCCCUUAAAGGCCCGGGCCCGCAUGCGGAAGCAGCCCACGCACAGCCGCCGCAGCAGCACCAACACCACCAACAGCAGUUGCAACCACAACCACACGACGCUUCGGCGGCCCUGGCGGCAGCACUGGCGGCGGCGGCGUCUGGCGACCCCCUAUUUGUGUGCGGUAUGGAGACGCCGAGGAGCGCAGCCGCCGCCGCCGCAGCCGCCGCAGCCGCAGCAGCCGCAGCCGCAGCCGCAGCGGCAGCUGCUGCAGAUGCUGCUACUGCCGUGGGAGCCGCAGGAGAUGCUGCUACUGCUGGGGGAGCUGCAGGAGAUGCGGAGCAGUUCGGUUGCUGGGGUGCCGUCGGGCCACGGCUAGAAGCCACCGACAGCGAUCGACGCGGCCGGGAGAGCGGCAGGAGGGGGCACGGCCGCCCCAGUGCCGCAGGCCAGCUGCUGCGGAUGGCUCUCAUGUGGCUGGGUGCUCGUGGUGGCGGCGGCGGCGGCGGCGGCGGCGGCGGCAGCACGACGCCUGGCCGCCGCCGCCAGGGGCAAUGGGGGCGAGACGUGGAGGCUGCUGCAGCCGCUGCCGAGGAAGUAGUCGAGUCUAGCUCCGGCGAUAACAGCAGUAACGGCAGUAGCAGCAGAGAGGGCGUUACCAUGAACCAGAACAAUGCCGAUACCGGCAGUAGCAGCAGUAGCAGCAGUAGUAGCAGGACACAUGGGGUCAUAAGCAGCAUCCAGAUCGGCAGUAGCAGCCGCAGCGCGUCAGCGCCUGAAGGCGCUGGUACGGGGGCAGCAGCGGCAGGCGAUAGCGGCUGUAGCAGCGGCGAGGCGCGAGCCGGUUCCUACCCUCGGCGGCUGGUGGUUGUACUACAGCCCCACACACUGAUGCUUGGGCUACAGCCGGCGGCUGAGGCGGCGCAACCGACCCCCACGAACAAUGACGGGCAUCAGGCGCUAACACCAAGAGCACGGACGGCGGCGUCAGGACAUGCACUGGAAAUGUCAGCAGCAGCAGCAGCAGCAGCAGCAGCAGCAGCAGCAGCAGCAGCAGCACCAGCACCAGCACCAGCACCAGCACCAGCACCAGCACCAGCACCAGCACCAGCACCAGCACCAGCACCAGCACCAGCACCAGCACCAGCACCAGCACCAGCACCAGCACCAGCACCAGCACCAGCACCAGCACCAGCACCAGCACCAACACCACCAUCAGCAGUAGCAGUACCAGAGCCAGCAGUGGCUAGGCUCAGCGGACCAAGCUCUGUGGGUGGCCCCUUUCUCAGUCCCCCCGCGGGCGAUCCAGCAGCCUAUGCAGCCGCGGCCGCGACCGCCACGCACCCCAUUGCUUCACCGCGGACCCGCACGCAGCUACUGCCACCGCCCUGGCGGCAGCAGCAGCAACGGGAUGGCAGUAGCAGCCCCGGCGGAGCCGGCCUGGCUGUAGCUCAGGGUUCCGGCAGUAGCGACGACGGCAGUGACGGCAGUGGCAGAGGGGUUGGGUGCGGGAGCAUCAGCGGGGGUGGCGGGGGUAACGGCUGCUGCGGGGGUGGGGUAUUGGCAGCGGCGUUUCCCUCGCCACGCGUGGCGCCACACCCGCCGGAGCCCUCGCGUGCCGAGUUGCCCGGGCCAGCUUCUUCGUAGCAGUGACACUAUAUACGGCGUGUUGUCGCAGAUGCUAAGGUAACGAAUGCGCAUCUGCCAGAGGAGGUUGGCAGGAGGCAGCACAGGAGGAAAACCGGCGUGGUCUUGAGUGGUAGGUGGCAACGCUGGAUCGGGAGCCAACAUAUCGCCAGGCGGCGGGAAGAGGAUCUGGCUGUUGUUCCAGGUAUGAGGAUUCAGCCGGGGUCAGCCGGGUCCAUUGACCCACCUGCAUCCCCAAGCAUUCUCCAGGAGGGGCCCCCGUCCUGUCACACGGCAACGGGCGGCAGAGGCUGGGCUCCCUACAGUGUUUGGGCGUUGGAAUCAGGGGAGGCUGGAGUACACGCAUGCAGCAGUGAGCCGCUGCCCGUGGUGGGCGGGAUUGGUGAGAUUGGAGCCCGGACGGAGAAGCCUGGAGAAGCGCAGAGGCGCGGCAGACCGAAGCGGCAUCUGUUGACGCUGCUGUCUCGCGAUGCGCGGAUAGGGCGGGUGCGCACUUGCGGUGCAAGGGCAGCAGGGCAUACAUCUGUGGUGCUGGGCUGCCCCGGAGGCCGGACAGCCAGCCCCGCCUAAAACCGGUCAGUUGGUGGGACGUCAGCCUGUGUGAGCCGGUCUUGAUAAAGUGAGGUGAGCAGAAUGUGACGUCGUCAGUCAGUGCGGUGUGUACUGGAACCGGGUGGAGCCCUCGUUGCGAGUUGCUCAUAGCGUAUGAAGCUCAUGUGCGCGCCAUCAGCACCUGUCGAGAGCUAACGGUCUACGAACUGCGUGCACAGGGUUUUGGGGGUCUGAAAUUUCCAUUAUAUUCAUUGCAUUGGCAUCGCAGAGUAUCGUGGUCUGGAGUAUACGAGGUCGGCGCAACGGGCUUGGCCGUGGACUCUUGGUUGCUCGCGGUCUUGUUGAGCGGUUGGUUUGGGGCAUGAAGGGAAGAUUGCCGCGAUCAUCAAUCCCAAAAAGCGACGCCUGACGAUACAUACAAUUGUUUAAAGGCAAGCUAUACUUGCUACACAAACUGUACACGUCGUGAAUCUAGCCUGACACGCAAGCAAACUCUUCGGUCGGCUCCUCGUUUCUUGGUUCAGGGCUGUAUAAACCGACUG